Messenger RNA from Diachasma alloeum, 3141 nucleotides. RefSeq lists its product as uncharacterized. The transcript has 9 exons. NCBI's taxonomy places the organism in Eukaryota, Metazoa, Arthropoda, Insecta, Hymenoptera, Braconidae. Bases 718 to 2787 code for a protein of 689 amino acids. The record is from RefSeq and is a predicted model, not a curated record.
UUCAGUGUCACCUGUCCAUGAAAUUUCAUUUUUUAUAACAGUGCUGCAAUAGUAUGAGAUUUCAUAUGGAGACAUUUUUGCGAAUGUCAGAAUCUCGGUUUGAUCAGUGGAAUUAAAUUAUUCCUGUGGGAGCAUUGAUUUUUAUAUGAUGACAAUUUUAAGCGAGGAACCUCAUUGGAGAACCCCACGCACACUGCAGGCUUUUAAAAUCCUCUCCUAAAUUUGAGAAAAAUCGAGGGAAAAUUCUUUAUUCCGUUAAUUUUGAAUAAUUAAUGACGAAUGCAUAAAAAUGAGUGUUAGUUUUUUAGUUUUUAUUUUAGUUCUUUAGUUUUAGUUUUGCAGUUUUAUCGAUGCGGACGAUCAACUCCUACCAGACCAAUUUUUAUUUACAGGCCAAAAUUUUAUCACGAUCUUCCGAAGACUCUAAUCUCCCGAAAAAAUUGAUAGAUUUUUCUGGCGAUACCGUUAUUAAAAUCGGUGAAAUCGGCUCGACCCUCGAGACGCGAGAAAAACGUUCGAGAUUCGCCCGAUAACAAAAGACUGAACAAACAUCAAGUGACUAAAUAAUCCACAGACAAACAUUUCGAUGAAUAUUUGUUCAGUGUACUUUUUAAAUUCCCCCUGAAUCCCUGCACCCCGAUUUCCUCAAUUCAAUUUGACUCAGUAAAAUUUUAAUGCUCUUCUCGUUCUAUAUUAUUGGCAAGAGUCCACCGGUGAAUGCUGGAUGACAUGGAGUUUGAACGUUGUCAAACUUAUCGAAGAAAUGAGAGUGACGAUGCAACUGGGACGAAUUGCACUAGUGUCAAGAGUGGAUCGGACAUUCAAUUGACAGCGCUCGACGGGAAAUUGGACUGGGCGGGGGAGCGAUGCAAUGUGGUGAAAAAUUGUCUGGAUUAUUACGCAAUGCUGUACCAGAGCGCGGGCCCCACCUCCAUGGACAUGACCAUGGAGAUACCCUACGUGGUGUCUCCCAGAUCGAGCCAGGUCGAUAGCCCCAGAAUUCCAAUAAUCCCCAUGAUCGAGGAGAUUCGAUUCAUCGAGAAGAUUGGGGCGAAUGAAGCCAAUGAGAAUGAGCAAAUUGAAAAAGACUUCCCCGAUUCUCCAAAACCUCCGAAACUAGCGUCAACCAUUGCCCUCGAACUGAAUAAGUCAUCAGUUCAAUUAAUUCCAAACACCUGGAGUGAAAAAUCCCUGCGACACGUUUUCUCAAUUAGCAACAAUCAAUUUUUUGAUCCCUCAAAUCCUGAGAUUAUAGAAACGCUCCCUCGAGAGCCGGAGAUUGUUUUAAAAUUGACUGAGAGACGAGAGAAAUCCGCUCGCGAUGAAGUAUUGAAACCCCGAGAAUUAUAUUCCGUGGUGCAAAGUAAAAAACCUGUAUCAUCGAGACAGGAUGAGUCCCCUCACAGAUUGAUGAAGAAGAAGAGGAGGAAGAUGAAGUUGAAGAGGUCUAAUUCAAAAAGCACUACUGCAAGUAAACAUGUGGCUAAUUUAUCGGAGACUAGGCAUGUUCGGAGGGUCAAACGUCGAGUGCACAAAGUUGAAGAGCCCCAGCCUCUCCCGAACGAUUCCCACGAGAAACCGCAAUCUCCGCGGAAAAAACUUAUGAAUAAAAAUGAACAAGAAGUGGUGGAAAUUUAUCACAAUGCUGCUGUUCAGAGUGUUCAGAGUAUUUCUGAGGCGUCCGUUAAACAACAGCUGAAGAUUCCGCCAGAGAGACCACUCAAAGAUGCCUCUAAGAACAUAAAAAACAGGAUUAAUCAGACGAAAGCGUCAGAACUGAAGGCCAAACCCAUUUUAAUCGUUAAAAAUCAAGAGGAAAAAGCGCCUGUGGCCAAUGAUCAAGCGGCGAUUAUCAGGAAACGGGAGGGGGAAUUACGGGUGAAAGAUCCCCCCGAGGAGUUCCACCCCCAGCCCGUCAGGACGUGGUACAACUCAUACGGUCAGCCGAAUUAUCAGCAGCCAACAUUCUCCUCCAGACUGAAAUGCGUCAACAGAUGCUACCUGACGGCUAGGUUCAACCUGAGGAACAUUCCGUUCGUCGUGGGAACCUCGAUCACCCCCAGUCACAACAUAGGGUUGAAUAUUCAGCAGGUUUUGAGUCUCAUGAAGAGCAAGCAGCCGGGGCUGGCCACCGAGAUGCGACCGUUUUUCAUUAAGAAAAUGGGGAAGGAACUCCAUCCGUUUGAUUUUACGGUGGAAAACGAGGCUGAGGAUUCUUCUGGCCGAGAACAUGUGGAGGGAGCGGGUAAAACUGGACUGAAGGAGGUGCCGGGGGGAGGGGACUCAUUGAUGCAGAUGAAAUCAAAUAAUCUUCAGGCCGAUGUGAAACACGUUGAGAGCCGUCUCCCAAGGUGCUCAGGAAUAACCAGCAACUCAUCAGAAAUCAGAAACGUUCUCAUGCGACUGCAUUACAAAUUCGAAGAGAUGCAAACAAAAUACGAGAAACUCCAGGAGCAAUCGACGAAAUCGAAGGACGCAGCCCUCCACAAGGAGCUACGAGAGCUGGAAGAUGAGCUCAAUGCAAAAGAGAGUGAAAUCAGUGCUGUGGUCGGUUUGUACAACGAGGUAAUGGCCCUGAAGUCACAGAUACAUGGUGCAUAUCACCAGAAGAAUAGCCUGCUCUGCAUGGCUGAAGACUACUCCGAAAGAAUUUCCCAGAGGUUCUACCCGAAUUACCAGAGACCCAGGACAUCAUCAUGUGGCGUGAAAACCCCCUCAACAUCCACGAGAUUGACUGGUUUGCUUCGACAAAUCCAGUCGUUCCAGCAGCAACUCAUAUCUUCAUGAAUAAUCUCUGAAUGAAAUAAAACAACGUUUAAUUUAACGUUUUAACACCGUUUAAAUAUAACAUUAAAAAAUGAGAAUUCACGAAACGAAACGAAAAAUUCACAUGAAUAGGUGAAUCGCCCAGUGGCCGAACGAAUUGAAAAAUGUUGGGUUUGUUAAAUUAAACUUUUUCCUUUGCAAAAUAAAAUAGAAUGGGAAGGAAAUCAAGGAGAAUCAUGUUCGUUCAACUACUGAAUAGUUUGACGUGUAAAUAAAAGAUGGAAUGAAGAAUAAAGGGAACAUUAGUCCAAAAUUCAUGACAUUAAUUACCCAAAACUCCAAUAAUCAAAACCCAAUGAUCUCCAAGUGCAGAUG